UUUACCGCCUGCAGUCAGUACGCGGCAAACUAGACCAGGGUAUCAGAUCACUCAGAAAAGGCAGGCAGACAGAGAGAAGGACAGAGAGAGAGAGAGAGAGAGUGGACAGACAGGAGCUGAACCCAUUCCCCACACAUACACACACACACACACACACACACACACACACAGGGUGUCAGGUAGCAGCAACAGGUCAGAACAAUCUUCUCAUUCAUUGAAGCUGGCUGGGCUUAGCAAAGACCCCAGGAUCAUUCUGCUCACUUCAGCCAGAGAAAGAGGGCUGUGUGUAAAGGUUUAAGAACCAUUGCCUUGCCCUGGCACUGAGGAUAUCUCUCACAGUGAUUGUGCCUUGCUGAGGGUUUGUUUUGUUGGUUUUUUUGCGGCGGGACAUGCCGAAGAUGUCAGCGGAGCGCAGCCCGAAGCGGAGUGGGCUGAAGCAGCAGGUUGAAGGUGUAGGACUGAGCCAGACCAGCCGCUGCUGCUGGAGCCUGGCGAACGCACUCUGGCUUCUGCUGUCCGCCGCUUCGCUCGCGUUUUGUGUCAGCCUCAGUGUGAAGACAUCCCAGCUGGAGGAGAGGAUCCUGCACCUGGAGAACGGCAAAGGAGACACUCUGCCUUACCGUAGCCCCAGCUCAGAGGCAGAUCGGAUGCGGCUGCUCGCCCAGGACAGAGUGGAGCAACUUCUGAGCCAGAGAUCCUACGAAGACGCAGGGAAACGCAGAGUUGCAAGGGAAGCACCGACUGCAUGCAACUGUCCAGCAGGUCCUCCGGGAAAGCGAGGUAGAAGAGGUAGGAAUGGAGAACCUGGACCUCCUGUAAGUACUUUUGCUGUCUGAAUGCUCGAUGAAAUUCAUCAAGAUAAGAAUUCUUAUUUUUAUUUUAAUUGAAGAUAGAUUGCUUAGAACCC
Messenger RNA from Stegostoma tigrinum, 907 nucleotides. Its product is annotated as collagen alpha-1(XXV) chain-like. NCBI's taxonomy places the organism in Eukaryota, Metazoa, Chordata, Chondrichthyes, Orectolobiformes, Stegostomatidae. The record is from RefSeq and is a predicted model, not a curated record. The transcript has 4 exons. The coding region runs from base 390 to 836 and encodes 148 amino acids.